GUGAACUGAUCAGCCUCUCCGCAUGCGAUAAUCACAGUUUUCUGCAUCACAUGCCUCAGUUUUUUUAACUAUUUUCCUGCUUCAGCUCAAGACCCGACGCAUCAAUUCCGAGCACCCUGCAGGCCAGCUAGGCCAAGACCUUGCGGAACUCACUUUGAGGGGCGAGAUUAGGAACAAGGGUGUGGCAAGUAGGUUGUUGUUUUGAGCACUCAUGAUCAUAUUUUCCUGGAAAGGAGGCAAUUUCAACGGCAGCACCGAUAUCGCACUGCCACGAAGGCUUUGCCGCAUGCAGCAGAUGCAGCAGAUGCAUUAUUGAAGCAUGACCCUAUUGUGUUGCGAACCUUUAAUAGGCUGACUUUGUUUGCCUGUACACCUGCCUAUGCGGGACAUAAUUAUACAAAGCAGGUAAAUAAAAGUGUUUACAUGCAGAAAUAAUACAGAAUAGGUCAGCACCGAUGGAAGGUCUUGAAGGGCAGUGUGUCGCCGACAGCUGCUGUGGCCUCUUGACCUGCGGGGGGAAAGGAUGAAGCCUCUGCUUUCAUGUUUUUUUUACACAUUUACUGAGCUGGCUGUGCAAACUAAUCCACAAUGUAAGCUCCUUAUCUAUCGCACAAUUUUGUCAAAAAGGAAGACCAGCAGAUUAUUCACAAUGUGUCCUACAACCAACCAACCAACCCCCACUCACCCCGAAUGCUUGGUUUUAUUUUGAACAUACAUCACAUGUUUACACUUGCAUAAUUCAACAUAGCUGAUCCGACCCAUUCUCUAUGUUUGACCAAUUAAUGACAGCUUGUUCACCUCCUGUGUUUAACCUGUUGACUUGCUCACAUGUUGCCACAUGUUGUUGUUUUUGAAUAGGGGAAGAGGGAAUAAAGAAUGCACGGCAGCAAAACUUAAAUUCAUGGUUUAUAAAAGCAUAAAUGAAUACAUAAAGGAGUAAAAAAUUGACAUAAGCGUUGUAUAAUGUUUAGACAAUUUCGAUAUGUAUAUACUGUAGAUACAACUCUCAGACACAUUGGAAUGAAUACACACAGAUUAGAAAGAUAAGAUCUUAAAUAAUACAUAAUUAUUAGAUAACAAAUGAUGAAUUUGGGAUAAAUGAUACUAGAAUUCUGUGUCUUUCAUGUAACUUCUAAAAAAAACAUCUAUUAUAAUUAAAUAAUAGAAGCAGUCAAUUGCAAGUGAGAUUGACAUUGAUUAUAAAUGACUGGAUUAGUGCAUGUUUUGUGUUCAAUGUAGCGCUGUUCCACGUCACAGUGAGAAGUGUUUUACUAUUCCACGUGUCUCUGCCCUGGACCUGUUUAGCACCAUGACAUAGUAAUAUAACAAUAACUACAUUUCCCAUAAAGCAGUGGGACAAACAGGGCGUUGUGGCUUGUGGUAAACUCGACAUAUGUCCUGGGAGUUGUAGUUCAAAAAUGAACAUCAAGUCCGGUAAUAUAUGAGCAAUUCAUAAGCUUAACAGCAAAGAAUACGCUUGAUUAUAAGAGCUGAUCAUUUUAAUGUGAGCAAAAAUCACCAGUUGUUCCAAGUAUCGCAAUAUUUCAAGGUGUAGCUUGCAAAAAAUACCACAUUACCCACAACACCCCGGGGUUCGGCGCAUGCGCGGUGGAAAGCGGUAGCCUGGCGUGUGGAGUGUAGUCACGUGGAGACAGUCCGCCUCCUUACUGUCCAAACAGAACGUGAGUUGCUAGCAGUCUGCCUGUUUAGAGCGCCGCUUGGCUGCUAAAGCGAUCCAUGUUGUUUUUUUAAGCCACGCGUCCCUUUAAACUUGACCAUUUUGUCGAAGAAUGAGUGAUAACGACGAUAUCGAAGUCGAUAGUGACGCAGACAAACGGGCACACCACAAUGCGCUGGAGCGCAAGCGUAGGGACCACAUCAAAGACAGCUUUCACAGCCUCCGGGACUCUGUACCUGCCCUGCAGGGAGAAAAGGCGUCUCGAGCUCAAAUCCUAGACAAAGCCACAGAGUACAUCCAGUACAUGAGGCGAAAAAAUCACACACAUCAGCAGGACAUCGACGAUCUCAAGAGACAGAACGCCCUGCUGGAGCAGCAAGUGCGUGCUCUGGAGAAAGUGAAGGGCUCGGCGCAGCUCCAGACCAACUACUCGUCGUCCGACAGCAGCCUCUACACCAACCCCAAAGGCAGCGCCGUGUCCGCGUUCGACGGCGGCUCCGACUCCAGCUCCGAGUCGGAACCCGAGGAGCCUCCCAACCGCAAGAAGCUGCGCGUGGAGGCCAGCUAGACAGCGGCUGGCGCUUUGAAAAGGAGAGGAAGCCUUUCCACCACAACUACCAUCACCACCACCACCACCACCACACCCAUCGUUCUUACUCCUCCCCCUUACCUGGUGGGCUUGCACUGGAGACUCAUGACCCCCCUCAGAACUCCCCGCACCGCUACCACCAUUGUCUCCCACAGUAAGACAGGGGAGGUCAACAGGGUGGAGUUCUUCAAUACCCACACUUUGCCCACCCACCCCUGUUUUGUUUCCCUUCUAGCAACAACCCAAAACCCAACAAGAGGCAGCUCGGCUACUUGGGGGACUUUUUAAACGUUCCCAUUAGGUAGCCCCGCCCCCUCCCAGGGUUUGUGUGUGGGAGGGGCAGGUGCACACCAGACAUACUCCUCAGCACUGCUAUAUUAUAUAUUUUUGGUUUAUUUUGUUACCCAACAUAAAAAAUAGCCUGGUUAGAACUUAAACACCUAAAUUAAACAUCCUGGACAAGUUUUUAAAAAGCAUUAAAAAAAAAUUGUACAUUUGUAGCUUUUCCACGAAAGAAUGUCGAUGCUCCGAGGCAAAAUGUUAGUGACACCCGCUCACCUCAGGCCCACUGGAUUGCAGAUGUUUUCUGCGGUGACACAUUUGUUAAGAAAAAAAAAAGAAAUUGAUGUUUUGAAUGAGAAUAUUCCUAAACUUGUAACGUAUUUUGUCCUUUAGCUUGAAGUAGUGAAUGACUUUAGGUGGCUGAAUACAUUAGGCAGCUUGUUUUAUAGACCAGUGAAAAAACAACAAAAAAAGAGUAUUGAUUGGAUGUUUUCAAGCUCAAAUGUAUGUUAUGCAUUUUGUAGUCGUCAUCUCACAGGCCACGGAAGAUGUCACUUAAACAGGAAUGUUCCAAAGUAGCCAAUCCAGCCCCUCUGUGGAUGUGUUGUGCUUUACAAAGUCCAAAAUCGAUGUUGCUGAAUCCCCGUGGGGGGGGGAAAGGAAGCAUUUUUUUUUGCGUGUCUAGGAAAAGUGUCUCUCUAUAUUGUUUCCAUAUGAGUUCCAUUCAGGAUGAUUAUAAUUAGUGUACCGGGUCUUUGUUUUGUCCGAUUCCAUUCCAUGGAAAUUACAAGUAUGUUGUACAUACUGCCAACAGUUGUCUUGCAAGUUGAGGCCUACCUUUAUUAUGAGACUAUAAAAUAAACUAUUUUAUCCUUUAA
Molecule: messenger RNA, 3427 nt
Organism: Dunckerocampus dactyliophorus (ringed pipefish)
Lineage: Eukaryota; Metazoa; Chordata; Actinopteri; Syngnathiformes; Syngnathidae
Gene: max
Product: myc associated factor X
Exons: 4
Coding region: 1791-2246 (151 amino acids)
Biological process (GO): positive regulation of transcription by RNA polymerase II
Cellular component (GO): RNA polymerase II transcription regulator complex
Molecular function (GO): DNA-binding transcription factor activity; protein dimerization activity
Source: RefSeq, a predicted model, not a curated record